AUGACCGCUGGCACAUUGAGACCCCUUACAUUGCGGCGAUCAUGCCAAGCCUGCGCCAGGGGCAAGCGGCGAUGCGACCAGCGAUGGCCUCGGUGUACUCGCUGCGAAGCGAGAGGUGCAAACUGCGAAUACGUGAAUGAGCCUUUGACAGUUUUAAGCGGCGUUCAGAAAGCGCCAAGAAAGCGCGUAAGCCCAGCCAAUCACACUACAGGCUCCCCAUCCCCGAUUCGUCUCCCCUUGCAGCUGGAGAUCGCCAAGGAGUAUGACAGAUCAGCCAUUCGGUUCCUAGUGAAUGGGCUGCGUGCGCUCCCAAACACAUUUGCCGAAACCUGCAAGACAACGUUCGUGCAUCCCGAUCUCUACGCGUCAGGCCUUCCAGCAUCAAUUCGGGAUAUGCAAGUAAUUUGCAAAUCACAUCUUCAGGCGGAACAGCAACAACGCACUAGCGUACUUCUCCCACUACUUCAUCAGCGGUCCGGCGAAUUGCAUCGCCGUUUCAACCAAUCUUUAACAUUCGAGGAGCUCUUGGGCUGUUCACAAGCCCUUCUUCUAGCGCAAUGCAUCCUUGCCUUGAAUGGAGGCGGCGACCCAAACCAGUACUCAGAAAGGAUAAGCGUCAUGCUUGACGGAAUUGCAAUGCGAUUAUGGGAGCAGGCUCCUGUUCAACUUCCUUCUACGUUUAGUCGACGACGUGCAUGGCUUAUGGCCGAGAGUGUUCGACGCACCAUUAUCGUGAGCUUAAUGUUGAAGACUGCGUAUUCACUCAAUACGAGGAAUUGUGGUGCCCGAACACCUUUUGUUGAUGCUUUGCCUUUCGAUGUGCGGACGCAAUUGUGGGAGGACGACUCAGAUUAUACGUGGGCGACUGAAGCACCCGAAUCUCCUGAUUCCAUGAUAUCUUUGCAUGGGUACUCAGAUGCUUUGGAAAGUGGACAAUUUCGCAAUAUCUCUUCCUUUGGUGCGCUGGUCCUAGCUGCUUGCAAAGGAAAAGAAGUUUCGUCUAUACCAUUUCCUCCGCCGAUGCCUUAUUACGAGAGCUGA
This is a messenger RNA of Penicillium longicatenatum, 1041 nucleotides long. Its product is annotated as Zn(II)2Cys6 transcription factor domain-containing protein. Gene Ontology annotation, biological process: regulation of DNA-templated transcription. The record is from RefSeq and is a predicted model, not a curated record. The transcript has a single exon. NCBI's taxonomy places the organism in Eukaryota, Fungi, Ascomycota, Eurotiomycetes, Eurotiales, Aspergillaceae. The coding region runs from base 1 to 1041 and encodes 346 amino acids. Gene Ontology annotation, molecular function: zinc ion binding; DNA-binding transcription factor activity, RNA polymerase II-specific.